UUAUUCACCUGUCACAUGUGAUACUUCCUAUUUAGCAAAAGUUAUUGUUUUGUUCUAGAGUGUUGAUUAAGGAAAGAAAUUGGAACUUUAGUGCCUGUUUAGUGUUCAAUGUAAGUGUAUUGUUCACGAUUUAUCAUUUUGAUCUUCGAAAAUUUCCUUGGAGUGAAUGGAAAUCCAAUAAGAAAUUUUAUUCGACCAUUCUGUGUCUAGACCUGAAUGGGACGCCUUGGCGGGGCAUACAAGGAUGUUAUUUAGCCAAUUAUUUGUCGGAUUCAAUUGGAACUGAGAAUAUUAUUUGGUGUUCGGUCAGCUAGAUGUGGAGAGUGACCAGAUAAAUUGACUCGGUGAUAGAAACUUUUAGGUCUUUUGGAUGGGAAGUAGUUUGGUGAAAACCGAAAAUUUAGUUGUGUUGGACGAUUUCAAGAGGUACUUUGUAUGUUAGCAAACGAUGAUUUAUUUUGCUGUGGAAUAAUUCUUCAGUGUUGUUAAAAUGGACUCUUCAGGAAGCGAUUCCAGCAUAGACAAAUGUUCCUGUGAUAGAACUCAGGAAAGCGACAGUAGCGGUUCUGAGUCUCCUUCUGCACCAAAAGUCAAAAAGAGCAGGAUAAGCCUACCAUCUUUAGGUUUCAAUUUACGUAGAGGUAGAUCUCUGAACUUCACAGGAAAGAAGAAUAAGAAGUCAUCAGGCUCGGACGAAACCUUUUCCUCUUCCUCUGGCAACAGUUCCUCUAGUGGAGCGAUGAGGAAGUCCCCGAAAUGGCCCCUGAAAUUCAACUAUUCGAAAAAAGACACCAAAGUAGUCCUUCCGACUCAGGACGAACAGAACUGUUGUAAAUGUACUUGCUACAAGAAGAAGGAGGAGACUGUUAACGACGAACAAAAUGAAGCACCCCUACCGGCUGAGGUGGCAACAUCUCCGGAUACAUCAGUUGCCGAGCCUAUACAAGAGCAACUUCGGGAAGAGGAGUUUGCUGUACAACAAGUUGAGAUAAGGGAUUAUAAUGUAGUCGGACCAAAUGAUGGAUUCGACGAAAGUAUUUAUGGUGUGGCCCCCAUACAACCUAGCGUUGUAGUUACAGCUCCAUUCAUGGAAUGUAUCAGGACCAUACACGAGGAUUGCGACGAGGCUGCCAGACUGGCCAGAGCUCGAGAAAUAGAACAGGGCGUUGAGGCCCCGGCCAAUUUCAAGCCCGUGCGCAGGGUGCAGUUGCUUUGCAGCGACAUGGAGACUGACAACGGACAGAGGCCCCGCAGGCUUCAGCUGGUGUGCCCGAGGGACCUGAGCGUCGAUUCUCUCCGGGCCCUCUUCCACACCAACGUUACGCUGAAGUCUUGUCCCAUUGAUGCUGCGAAUGGUUGUCACACCCAGGUGGACUUCAUCCAUUGCCUUGUACCUGAUCUGUUGAAUAUUACCAACUGUAGUUUCUAUUGGGGCAAAAUGGACAGAUACGAGGCCGAAAGAUUGCUGGACGGCAAGCCAGAAGGCACUUUUCUCCUUCGAGAUUCGGCCCAAGAAGAAUUCCUAUUCAGCGUGUCUUUCCGAAAGUACGGAAGAUCGUUACAUGCUCGUAUCGAGCAGUGGAACCACAAGUUCAGUUUUGACGCUCACGAUCCUGGAGUCUUCACUUCGGAUACAGUUUGUGGGUUGAUCGAACAUUACAAGGAUCCCAGCAGUUGCAUGUUCUUCGAACCGAUGCUUACGUGGCCUUUACACAGGAACUUUGCCUUUAGCCUACAGCACUUGUGCCGAGCAGCGAUCACAAGUCGUUUGACCUACGACAACAUAAACUCUCUACAACUGCCAAAAACGUUGAAAAAUUACCUGCGAGAAUACCACUACAGACAGAAGGUCAGAGUGAAGAGGUUCGACGAUGAUGUCCAAUGGCUCGAGCUGCAAAAUAUGUAAAUAUUUUCUUUCCCUUAAUAAUCUGAAUAACUUAAAAAAUUUUACUGUUGAUUUCGUUUCGAUGCCGUCUGUGUAAGAAUUUUAUUUUUAUGAAAUUUUGUAUUAUAGCGUCUAGAUUUAUUAUGAUAAAUGUUUGUGGUACUUUGAGAUAUUAUCCCAGUGAAGAUAUCGAGGACUAACGUAAAUUAGUGAAUAACCUUGAAAAUAUUCCCCCAUUGCUAUGUUCGAUUAUUAUUAUUGUUGAUGUUUCUUCAUGUGUUGGAGAAUUAUUUAGGAAAUUUCUCGUUGAGUUUCAUGGUAUGUUACCACUAUAUCGAUCAACUAGGACCGAUUUGAUCAAUUUUAAUUGAACCGUAAUCAAAAUGUGUUAUCUUCUAUUUGAUAUUCAAUUCAAAUAGAUUCAGUAUUGCACUUUUGGUCGAGUAUAUUUGAAUCCGUUUAACUUUUUUCACUUUACCGUUUAUUACAUGGUUUCCAUCAAAGUAUGUCUUCUGUUAUGGCUUCACUAAUUUUCUGUUGAAAAUGAUAUGAGAGUAUAAUUUUUUACAAAAACUCCAUCUGUUCAAAUGACAUUACCUACUAAAUACAAAUGACAUAUGAAAUGUCAAAAAAUAACACACUGUUGCCAUUAUAACCAUUUUAAAUUGUAUCGUAUCUAUUGGAAAAUGUUAUACUUUCCAGUUGAAUGAAGUUAUAACUGAACAGACAUAUUUUCCAAUUAAUUUUUUCUAUGAAAUUUCAAAUAGACAAAAUAAUCCCGUAAACCUAUAUUUGAAUUCAUUUAACUUAGAGAAAUUUGAAGAAUAAUUUUUAUUAAUAUUAAUCUAAAUUGUAAGUGUUUCGAGGUUGGUGGUUAAAUGAAUUGAUGGAAUUAGUUUAAUAAACGUAUCUGAAUAAGAAAAAUUCAACAUUGAUGGAGUAUAUUGUCAAUAAAAAGUUUUGCGGCCUAAUAGUUCAUAUUUUUAAAUAAAAUGUAUAUUAUGUUUCUCCUUUUUGAACAGAUCAAUAUGUAUAGUCUUUUUCAUUAUGUUUGCACAUAAAAUUGUUACUUAUUGUUCAUUCAUGGAAAGACAAAGUUUUCAAUGAAUAAAGGAGAUUUUUUGAUUUUAACCAAAUUUUUAUACAUUUUAAUAUUCAGUGUGAAAAGCACCAAUAAUUUUACUUGAAAAAUAGGUCCUUCCAUGUUUGAAUGCUACACCCCAAGAUUUUCUGUAAAAAUGUAAUUAACAUUUUAAGAAUUUUAUUUUGUAGAGUUUAAUUCUUAUUUGAGAAAAAAAACUUCAAUGAAGUUUGUCAAUGCAGUGCUUUAAAUUGUUAACGAAUAGUAUUAUAUGAUUAACUGUCCUAAAAUAAGAUGAAUAAUCAAUCCCAAUGUGAAUAAUUAAACUAUGUUUAUUUAGAA
Molecule: messenger RNA, 3308 nt
Organism: Harmonia axyridis
Lineage: Eukaryota; Metazoa; Arthropoda; Insecta; Coleoptera; Coccinellidae
Product: suppressor of cytokine signaling 5-like
Exons: 8
Coding region: 491-1906 (471 amino acids)
Biological process (GO): intracellular signal transduction; phosphatidylinositol phosphate biosynthetic process
Cellular component (GO): phosphatidylinositol 3-kinase complex
Molecular function (GO): 1-phosphatidylinositol-3-kinase regulator activity
Source: RefSeq, a predicted model, not a curated record